Molecule: messenger RNA, 4635 nt
Organism: Balaenoptera acutorostrata (minke whale)
Lineage: Eukaryota; Metazoa; Chordata; Mammalia; Artiodactyla; Balaenopteridae
Gene: MTUS1
Product: microtubule associated scaffold protein 1
Cellular component (GO): nucleus; cytoplasm
Molecular function (GO): microtubule binding
Source: RefSeq, a predicted model, not a curated record
GGGAGCGCGAGAGGAGGGAGGGAGCUGGCGGGCGGGCCAGGCCCGCCUACCUGCGGAGUGGAGCCGAGCUGAGCGGAGCGGAGCGCGGCGGGAGCCUCGGGGCCGGUGUCUCGAGUAAGAGCUGUGCUGAGCUGAAGGGCAGGCCUGGCCAGCCCCCUACUGUGUGCACACAGCAAGAGGAAGAGCCGAGACUAGGAAGAAAACAGCUGGCAACGAAUCGGUCUUCUAGGCUCUUUGAAAACAGGGACUGUCUUCACCAUUGUGUCCCUAGCAGAGCUGCUGGCACAUGGUAGGGAACAACAAAUCAUUUCAAGUUCAAGACAUCUUAGACUAAGAAACUUUCAACUGUGCUGAAAAACUUAGGAGAUGGACAAAUUUUCCUUCCCUCUCAUUUGAAAGAUUUUAAAGAAGAAAUAAAAUGGCAGAGGUUUAAAGUUAAUAUUUCAGGAUGAAUGAUGAUAAUUCAGAUGACAAGACAGAAGAGGAACUGCAGUCCUUAUUUAUCAGUGAUAAAAAUGGAAACACAUACGCAUACAACCAAAAAUCACCAUGUACCCAAAACUCUUCAACCAAUAAUGUGAGUUGGAAUUCUGCCAACCCAGAUGACAUGGUGGUUGAUUAUGAAACCAACUCUGCUGUGGUCAUUGGUGAAAAUAUUUCUUUAAACCCUCAGUGUGUUGAAGUACUUGAACACCAAAAGUCUUCAAGUGAUUUUGUUAGUAAGGAGAUGUUAGAUAUGCACAAGGAUUCCACAUGUCUGUCUUUUGCACAUGUUGUAAAUACAGAGGAACCCAAAGAUUUGCAUAGCAGUUGUCAUUCCCUAGAAUCAUUUCAGGACCAGAGCGUUGAGACCUCUCUGCCUUUUGUGUGGAAUCCUAACGAUGAUGAUUUGAACUGUACAGAAAACCCUACUGCCUUGGCGCUAAACCAGACAUUUGACAUGAAAGUGGAUAAUUGUAACUGUACCUUCAUAACACAUGACACCACCGGAAAGAGUCAGUCUUUGCCUACCACUGCAAGCCUGCAGCCAACCAGUGUGAGAAGUAGAAAUACAUCUUCAUCCUGUUCCAUUCCUCCAUCUUCCCAUUCUGAUAAGACAUAUGCGAGAGAAAUGAGUUAUGAUAGAGACAGCUUCGAAAACCCUCAAGCUACAGCAUCACAGGCCCAAGACACAACUUACACAGCAUUUUCUGACAUGGUGAUGCAAACUGAUGUUGUUCUUCCAGAUACUGCAAAUCACUGUCACUGUUCUUCGGGAAAGGUCACCAGUGAGUACCCAGAUGGGGCACAGCAAAGAUUAGGCGGAGAAAAGGAGAUACAAGCUCUAACACCAGUUUCUCAUGGUAUGGACGUUCCCAAUGGGUCUGUAUUACAAGAGUUCUUUUGUUCGUCUAAAGAUGAACCAAAUAGUGAGAGACAUUCACAGAGCUCAUAUGGGCAAAAGGAAGUGGGCCAAAAUGUAAGAGAAACAGUGUCCAAUUGUCUUACAGAUGAUGAAUGCCCUUUACUGGUGCCAGCUUUUGAAAAAAGCAAAACCCAAGUGCUGGACCCAGAACAUCAAGUCACUGUGGCUAAAGACACACCAGUUGCCUCUAAUGAAAAGGAUUUGGGAACCCGAAAUCAUACCGUAGAAUUGAUACCGAAUAGCCCGCCAGGACAAAAGGUGGCUUCAUCAUUUGAACUGACUUGGGAUGCAGAUGAUAUGGUCAUUAGUACAAAUAACAUAGUUUGCAUGUCCACGCCAGUCCUAGAACCCACAAACGCAACCUUUUCUAUCUCACCUAUCGAAGGGACGGAGAAAUGGAGUAAAGUGCAGAAGAGUAAUCGAGAGCUUAGACGUUUACCAAACUUGAAGGGGGCACCGAUGAACAUGUCUAAACCUAAUCUAGGAAAAUCAACCUCCAAAACGAAUAGCCCCCUAGGCAGCAAAGUUAGAAAAACUGAAAUUAUAAGUUACCCAAGACCAAACUUCAAGAAUGUCAAAGCAAAAGUUGUAUCCAGACCAGUGCUACAGUCCAAGGACCCUGCUCUAUCAAAGGCUGCGCCCCGACCUCAGUUAACUGGGGCCUCCUCACCCUCACCCGUGUCUUCCUCAAGACCGUCGACAGCUUUGAGAAGAACACCAACAUCUGACUUGAAUGCAGACACAAAAGCAGAAAUCCUAAUUAACAAGACACAUAAGCAGCAAUUUAAUAAACUCAUUACAAGCCAGGCUGUGCAUGUUACAACUCACUCUAAAAAUGCUUCACACAAAGUUCUAAGAACAACAUCUGCCAUGAAAUCGAAUCAGGAAGAUGUUGACAAAGCAAGUUCUUCCAAUUCAGCGUGUGAGACUGGGUCCGUGGCUGCAGUUUUUCAGAAGAUCAAAGGUGAACUCCCUAUUAAAAUGGAAAGCACAGAAUGUUUGCAAAUGUCCUAUACUUCCAACAUCGAUAGGAUUAGCCCUGAAAACAAGGGUGAAAAAGAAAAUGGAACACCGAUGGCAAAACAAGAGCUAAAAAAGGAAAUUAUGAAUGAGACCUUUGACUAUGGUUCUCUGUUUUUGGGUUCUGCUUCAAAAACUGCAACCAUCUCAGGUAGGAGUCUAGCCAAGCCCAACUGCUCCAUUUUGAGGAAAACACCUGGUCCGAAAGCCAAAGUGGGGCCUUCUGUUUCCUGUUUGAGGCGGAAUAGUGACAGUAGGAAUCUCAACUCUGAGCGAGCCGUAUCUCCCCAGAGGAUAAGGCGUGUGUCCAGUUCUGGAAAACCUGCAUCCUUGAAAACUGCACCGCCGUCCUGGGUGAAUUUGCCUAGACCGCUUCCUAAAUCCAAAGCAUCUCUGAAAAGUUCUGCGCUGUGGAGGACGGGAAGCACCUCCUCUGUUGCCAGCACCCACACUGAUCUGAGCACUUACAGCAAUAACUCUGGUAAUAACGCUGUCAUCAAAUAUGAGGAAAAACCUCCAAAACCAGCAUUUCAGAAUGGUUCCUCAGGAUCCUUAUAUUUGAAGCCUUUGGUACCCCGAGCUCAUGCACACUUACUAAAAACUCCUCCAAAAGGUCCUUCAAGAAAAGGUCUACAUACAGCUUUGAAUGCGGUUGAAAAGGGCAGACAGAAGAGUCCCAGAAGUUUAUGUAUCCAGACCCAGACAUCUCCAGAUGUGCUCUCCUCAGAAAAAACACUUGAGUUGGCUCAGUAUAAAACAAAAUGUGAAAACCAAAGUGGAUUUAUCUUGCAGCUCAAGCAGCUUCUUUCCCGUGGUAAUACCAAGUUUGAAGCAUUAACAGUUGUGAUUCAGCACCUACUGUCUGAGCGGGAGGAAGCCCUGAAACAACACAAAACCCUAUCUCAAGAGCUUGUUAACCUCCGGGGAGAGCUAGUCACUGCUUCAACUACCUGUGAGAAGUUAGAAAAAGCCAGGAAUGAGUUGCAAAUAGCUUAUGAAGGAUUUGUCCAGAAGCUAAAUCAGCAGCACCAGACUGAUAUAACAGAGCUGGAGAAUCGGCUUAAAGAAUUUUACACCGGGGAGUGUGAAAAGCUUCAGAAUAUCUACAUCGAAGAAGCAGAGAAGUACAAAACUCAGUUACAGGAGCAGUUUGACAACUUAAGUGCUGCCCAUGAAACCUCAAAGUUGGAAAUUGAAGCAAGCCACUCAGAGAAAAUAGACUUGCUAAAGAAGGCCUAUGAAACCUCCCUUUCAGAGAUCAAGAAAAGCCAUGAAAUGGAAAAGAAGUCACUUGAGGAUUUGCUUUACGAGAAGCAGGAAUCACUGGAGAAACAAAUCAAUGGUUUGAAGAGUGAAAAUGACACUUUAAAUGAAAAGUUGAAAUCAGAAGAACAAAAAAGAGUAUCAAGAGAGAAAGCAAAUUUAAAAAACCCUCAGAUCAUGUAUCUGGAGCAAGAAUUAGAAAGCCUGAAAGCUGUUUUAGAGAUCAAGAAUGAGAAGCUGCACCAACAGGACAUCAAGUUAAUGAAAAUGGAGAAACUGGUGGACAACAACACAGCACUGGUGGACAAACUGAAGCGGUUCCAGCAGGAGAAUGAAGAACUAAAAGCGCGGAUGGACAAGCACAUGGCAAUUUCAAGGCAACUUUCCACGGAGCAGGCUGUCUUGCAAGAGUCGCUGGAGAAGGAGUCCAAAGUCAACAAGCGCCUCUCCAUGGAGAACGAGGAGCUGCUGUGGAAGCUGCACAACGGGGACCUGUGCAGCCCCAAGAGGUCCCCCACGUCGCCUGCCAUCCCCUUCCAGUCGCCGCGGAACUCCGGCUCCUUCCCCAGCCCCAGCAUCUCCCCAGAUGACCUUCCUGGGAGCUGGAGACAGACUGCGUUUCUGCAGUACUGACCCACCCACAAUCGUGGCAGGGAGGUGCUGAAGCCACCUUCGCUGACACGCACAGCCUGCCCUAGAACUGGAAAGUCAUGGCCCGAACCGGCCCCUUCCAGACAAGCCCAGAACUCUGGAGGAAGGCUUCCGACUCGGUCCGGGAGACCCCUCCCCCAGCGAUGCCGUCGGAAUGGGUCUCCAUGGACGCCGUUGCACAAAGCACUUACGGAACGAGAAGAUCUUGUUCGUUGCCUUUUUCACCUACGCGGAAAGGGGAAAACUCUCAGGGGCCUGUUAAGAUGAUAAAGAUUUAUAUAACCUUUGUAACGUUC